Messenger RNA from Cervus elaphus (red deer), 269 nucleotides. RefSeq names its product beta-defensin 110-like. NCBI's taxonomy places the organism in Eukaryota, Metazoa, Chordata, Mammalia, Artiodactyla, Cervidae. The transcript has a single exon. Bases 1 to 153 code for a protein of 50 amino acids. The record is from RefSeq and is a predicted model, not a curated record.
AUGUCUUUCUUGAUUGCAGCCAGAAGUGAACUUGAACCAAAGUAUAGAUUUGAGAGAUGCCAAGAAGUUAAAGGAAUAUGUAAACCAUUUUGUGAUGAUAUUGAGUAUGAUUACGGAUAUUGCAUUAAAUGGAGAAAUCAAUGCUGCAUAUAAAUGCUGGAAAUCAGAGUAUUUGAACAUCAAAGUCUGGAACAGAGUUGCAUCCUAUUGACCCAAGAGUGGGUAAAAAGAAAAUGUUUGCAGUAUUGAAUGGAAAUAUGUACUUUUGA